Trypanosoma theileri is the source of this 2232-nucleotide messenger RNA. RefSeq lists its product as uncharacterized. Lineage: Eukaryota; Euglenozoa; Kinetoplastea; Trypanosomatida; Trypanosomatidae. The coding region runs from base 1 to 2232 and encodes 743 amino acids. The transcript has a single exon. Gene Ontology annotation, biological process: lipid metabolic process. The record is from RefSeq and is a predicted model, not a curated record. Gene Ontology annotation, molecular function: triacylglycerol lipase activity.
AUGUACCACCACAGAAAUACUUCAGUCAAACCUGUGGGAGGGGAAAAGGCACAUGUACCCACAUUAUCAUCAGCAGCAACAAGAACAAAAGUCAUUGAAAGAGAAGUAUUAACAAAUGGAUCAGGCAUUUCAUCAAAAGAUGAAGGAACAAUAUCUGGUGGCAGUAUUGCUCAGAAGAAAAAAAAUGUUAAGCAAACCUACAGGCAAGUGAAAAAAAAAUAUACUAAAUCAAGAACGACGCAUAGAAAAGGAGAACGUCCAUGGAUUGGAGCCAUGCUUACUUUUUUAUAUUUUCUUCUUGUGAGAUGUCUUAUUUUAGUACCACUGCGUGCUAUACAAAAGUGGAUAAAAGAAUAUUCUGAACGAAUGCAAUCCCGGCGUACAGAACAGCGGUAUCUUGAUAUUAUGAAUUCCACUGAUAGUCUACAUACAUGGUUUACAGCAGCCGUCAAUCUUGACAAUCAUCGUGGGAUGCAAAAGUGGAAAAGAGAAAUACCAGUAAAGACGGCUUGUGAUGCGGAGGGACUUCUACAAGAUGCGUUGUGUGCGAGAGCUCUUGCUUUAUCUAAGAAUGAACGGGCAAUGGGUGAGUUCUUACGUUCACAACUUCAUCGUACAGCCCAUGGAAUAACCAAUCCGUAUAAUUAUCGCUAUUACACUGGUACAACAUGCUAUGUAGAAGACUAUAAUACGGCAAUUGUAAAACUAAUACAGACAUUUAGUAUAUCAUCUUCUAAAGAAGAAAAUAUGAAUCCAACAACUAUCAUUCCAGUUAGAAAACCUCCUGAUUUUUAUGCAUCAUUGAUGGGUAAUAAUAUUACGACUCAAGUUUCUAAUUGUACAACGGAAGAAGAAGAAGAAGAAGGGGAAGUAGAAGUACCCACUGUUAAUGAGAAGGAGGGAGAAGAAAAGUACUGUAGUAAAACAGAAUGUUGUGAUGUAGGAGGAAGUCAUAUAGAUAGUCCUCCUGAUGGGGAUGGUGAUAGUGAUAGUAGUUGUCGUACCGCCGUAGCAGUAGGACCGAAACUAUCAUGUUAUCUUUCUUCUCUUCUUCAUUGGGCAUAUGAACCUCGUCCGUUAAGUGAAACAUCUCUAACAAAUAUUGAAAAAUUAAAUAUUCUUCAAGAUACUUUACAAUCCUAUGGAAGAAGUGCUCUUAUGCUUAGUGGAGGUUCAACUUUGGGAGUUUAUCACACAGGUGUUGUUCGAGCUCUUUUUGAUGCUGGAUUACUUCCAGAUAUUAUUUCUGGUUCUUCCGCAGGUUCUAUUAUAGCUGGACUUAUUUGUACUAAAUCAGAAGAUCAACUUCGUAUAUUAAUGCAAGAAUCCGUACUUACAGUACAAACACUUCAAUUAGAACCCUUUGAUGAGGGUGGAUUUUUUCAAAAUUUAAAACGUCGAAUUAAAACUGGUGCUCUUAUGGAUAUUCGAACUCUUAUGGAGUGUCUUCGUUCUAAUUUUGGAGAUAUUACAUUUGAAGAAGCUUAUCAUAAAACUGGUCGUAUAUUAAAUGUAUGUGUUACGAGUGAUCAAUAUAGUGGUUCUCAUACAGAUAGACAUAUGCUUCUUAAUUAUGUAACUUCUCCAAAUGUAGUUGUUUGGAGUGCUGUGAGUGCCAGUUGUGCUCUUCCAGGACUUUUCACAGCUGUUCAAUUAAUUGAAAAACAUCCUGGUGGUAAAUUUCAUCGUUUUCUUCCUGGUCAAUUAUGGUGUGAUGGAAGUUUAGCAAAAGAUUUACCACGUGAAAGUCUUUCUGCUUUAUUUAAUGUGAAUUAUUUUAUUGUUAGUCAAGUCAAUCCACAUAUUAUUCCAUUUUUACGAAAACACGCAUCCCCUUUAGUGUAUAAACAACAACGACCAAGAAAAAUUCUUAGCCGAAUUUGGUAUGGUUGUUGUCGCGAAGCACGUCAUUGGGUUUUAAAACUAUUUAAUGCUGGUUUGCUAUCCAAAACAGGAAAAUUUGAAUUACUUUACUUAUCCUUAACUCAAUGCUAUGAUGGUGAUAUUCUUAUUCUCCCCAUUGGGAAUGUUUUACAUGCGGUGCCGGAUUAUUUCAAUAUUGUCGCCAAUCCCAGUCCUGAGUAUAUUGCGUUUGUCACUAGUAAGGCUCAACUUCGUACAUGGCCUCAUCUUAAUCAAAUUCGUCAUUCCACAAUGAUUGAAAGGACUCUCCUUCAGGAAAUUGCCAUACUGAAGGAAAGUAUUGGAAAAGGUGAAAGAAAAAACGAUUAA